AUGGCCAACUCACAGCGGGGACUCGGCCUCAACCUCGGCGUGCCCGCCGGGGCGCCGAAGAACGCCAACCCGCAGCUGACAGUGCCCUCCGCAAUCGGUGUGACCCCUGCAUCCCCGACAGAACCGGCUGGUCCAUCGUCCACAGCGGGUCCGAGCAAGACUUCGCCCCGCCAAGGUCUGCAACCCUUACAGACGCAAUUCGACUCGGACCAUUAUGACCAACGAGGGCAUUCUAUUCCCCCGCCGCCCAGCCCUCGACGGCACAGAGUGAACCGUGUUAGAGGUGGAACCGGCGGCGGAAUAUCGACAAGCAAGUCCUGGGCCGAUCUGACGGCCAUGGGAAUGGCGAUCGGUUCGUCGCGAUCACCGAGCGUUAAAGAAGACCGCCGUGCGGUGAGCGAGCACCAUCGUGUCUUCUCACAUGGAGAUCUCACGGACGAGCCUUGGGAUGAAGCUCCGUACGACAACAGCACCUGCCCUACCUUCCCCAACUCAACCUCUCUUGCCGCCACUCCCGAGCACGACAUUGCUGAUCCAAUGGCGGCGGCUUCUGUGCCUCCACAGCACAUGGUUAUCCUGACGCCGACGACACAGGAGUGGAGAGAGCUGAAGGAGAUGGGAAGGCUGGGUGGCAAGGAGAUUGAAGACUCUCACGACAGCGACAGCUCAAGUUCGAGUGCGCCGUCACCGUCAACCGAGGCGCCGCAACGAACACCGCCGGAAACAGACGGAUCUCCUCAGCUGCGUCCAGUGUUUUCGUCGAUCGUCAUUGCGCCUAGCCCGGCUCAGCCCCAGCGUUCCCCGAAACCUGAAGAGGGCAUGAAGGGGGCUUGGGUUAACCUGGACAAGAGCACGGACCUCACCAGCACGGCCAGCAACCAUGGCGGGCUGUUAACUCCUGACGACGAUGACGAUAUUACGCUGGCUGUGCAGCCUACGACAGUGCGACGGUUCAACAGCAUCGGCCGAAGAGACUCUCUAGUUGACGUGCAGCGUCCCGCUGCGAUCAACAUUCCUCGUACGAAAACGAAGCGCGAAAUCGAGCGCGAGCGUCUGCUGCGCUUAGUGGACGAGGAGAUUGCAGGCUCGCCACCGUCAGAGCCUAAGGGUCAUUCAUGGGGCGUGCAAGAAAUAGGAACUGGUGGCGGUUUGUCGCGCGCCGACUCGCGGGGGUCCCAGCGUUCUCGCCGAAGCUUGGACAGCCCUGGGCUCGCAGAGGUUCCGCCCGAGCAGCAACCGCCCAGCGAGAUCGAACAAAUUUCACAGCCUCUUCUUCCUCCAGCCUCAUGUUACCAGAGCGACACACUGCCGACGAAGCCGUCUCCGCUCCACGCCGAUCCAGUCACACGGUCGGCCAUUGCCACCCCGUUAUCUGCCACGACUCCACAAGGUACCGCGUCACCCGCUACAUCCGAUGAGUCGCCGCCGCUGAGCAGUGCUCCUCCCGAGACUGAGCAAGAACGCUUCGAGUCCAUUCGGAACUACUCGCGGUCUUUCUCGACGCGUAAAUCGCUGAGCCGACCUGCAAGCGCCGCUCCCUCCCGACGCAACUCGGCAGAGCACUCGCCUCCUCGCUCUCCUCGGCGCCGCGAGCGGGACACUCCACGGGUUUCGCUUGUUGCCGGUCGCAUCGUCCGACCAUUGGCAUUCCCUCCUCUAACGCCGAUGACGCAGGUCUCGAGUGUGGACUCUAAAGAUUCGAAAGACGGCGGCGAACAGGGUGAGGCUGCCAGGGAAGUCAAGGAGGACACAAGCAACGCCUCCAAGUCUCCGCCCGUGCGCCAGGGCACUUUGUCGAGUUUCUCUGCCUUCCGCUCGCCCGCGCCCGGACACCACUCCAGUGCAUUCCCUCCGAUACCAAGAUUCGACAGCUUCACGUCCAACGUUAGUCACGCCUCUAGCAUCGGCGCCCCGAGCUCGACUGGAUCGCCUCACAGCGAGGUCGUGGGAGCCGGGGGCCACGGCAUCGAUGACUAUGUCAUACUCAAGGAGGCCGGAAAGGGAGCGUACGGUCUCGUCAUGCGUGCCAAGGUGAAGGGCAGCAAUGGACAGCCGGUCGGCGACGAGCUCAUCAUCAAGUACGUCAUCAAGUCGCGAAUCCUGGCCGACUGCUGGAAGAAGCACAAGCAGCUCGGACCGAUUCCGGUAGAAAUCCACGUGAUGGACCAGCUCCGGCAUCUCAUCUACCACCCGCCGAUCGAGCCUCACCCGUGGGACCCGCACCGCACGGCCUCAAACAAAGGCAGCCAAGAACAGUUGGCCUCGAAUGGUGACCCGGAAAGACCCGCGACCCCAUUGCGCUCCGACAGCGCGAGCUCGAACCCGACCCAGCGUUACAUCUCGGGGGAGAUGAAACAGUCUCCCGAGAGGGGCCACCCCAACGUGUGCAAGCUGCUGGACUUCUUCGAGGACCGCGAGUUCUACUAUCUCGUGAUGCCCCGGUACGGUACCGGCGUCGACCUUUUCGACUACGUGGAGUCGCAUCCCUCGGGUUUGCCGGCAUUCGAAGUGCGCUCCUUCAUCGGGCAACUGACGGAUGCCGUGCGCUUCCUGCACGCGAACGGCAUUGUGCACCGCGACAUCAAGGACGAGAACGUGAUCCUGGACGGAACCGGCAAGUGCCAGCUGAUCGACUUUGGCAGCGCUGCGCAUUGGCGCCCAGGCAAGCGCUGGGACACCUUCAGCGGAACGCUGCAUUACGCCUCGCCGGAGAUCCUGCGUGGCGAGAUGUACGGCGGCAAGGAGCAGGACGUGUGGGCGCUCGGCACGGUGGCAUACGUGCUGCUCGUGGGCGAGACGCCGUUCACGGAGCUGCCGGAUGAGGUCUUCGAGGGUCUUGUGCCCGGAAGCGGGGCACAGGCUGGUCUCGAUGCCAGAUGCGGCGGAGAGCACGCAAAGGAGGGUCUCGAGGCGGAUGGAGGCGGCUCGCUCGAGGACGCAGCCGACUUUGUCCGCUGCUGUCUCGCACAGGAUCUCGUCAACCGACCCACAGCCGAGCAACUCCUGAAGCAUCGCUACCUCGCCGGCGCAGGGGGAUGGACCGGCUUCCGCGGCUGGAUGGGCAAGAGCCCCACCGCGCCGGCAUCUUCUGCUGUGCCCGCCAUUCCGGUGCCGAGCGUGAAGGUGGACGGCACGAAGGCGUGA
This is a messenger RNA of Trichosporon asahii var. asahii CBS 2479, 3144 nucleotides long. RefSeq lists its product as uncharacterized. Gene Ontology annotation, cellular component: nucleus; cytosol; cytoplasm. Gene Ontology annotation, biological process: negative regulation of glycogen biosynthetic process; intracellular signal transduction; protein phosphorylation. The transcript has 4 exons. The record is from RefSeq and is a predicted model, not a curated record. The coding region runs from base 1 to 3144 and encodes 1047 amino acids. Gene Ontology annotation, molecular function: protein serine/threonine kinase activity; ATP binding. NCBI's taxonomy places the organism in Eukaryota, Fungi, Basidiomycota, Tremellomycetes, Trichosporonales, Trichosporonaceae.